Paramecium sonneborni is the source of this 1420-nucleotide messenger RNA. The record is from the annotation of a GenBank genome assembly. NCBI's taxonomy places the organism in Eukaryota, Ciliophora, Oligohymenophorea, Peniculida, Parameciidae.
AUGGCAUAUUAAUCAUAAUGCAAUUCAUAAAUGAAUACUAAUCAUUCUUUAAAAGUGCCACUUGAUUCAUUAUUAGGAAAAGUUGUUUGUAAAAAUUACCUUAUAGUUUCUAAAAUCAAUGAAGGAUCUUUUGGUAAAGUGUAUAAAGCUAUCCAUUAAAUUAAAUAAGAUUAUUAUGCUGUUAAAAUUGAAGCUUAAGAACAUCGAUAAAAAAAGGGAGAGACCUUAAGAUUAGAAGCUGAAAUUCUCAAAAAACUAAAUGGAGAAAAGGGAAUUCCAAGAUUAUAUUAUUAUAUUGAAGAUUAAACUUAAAGAGUACUUGUGGAAACUUUAUUAGGUAAUGUUUUUAUUCAUCAAUAAUAUUAGGAAAGAACCUUGAUGAAUUUUAUAGUUUAUGCAACUAUAAAUUUUCUUUGAAAACUGUGCUUCUCUUUAUGGAACAGGCAAUUAGUCGAUUAGAAUAUCUCCAUUCUUAAGGGGUAAAUAAUUAAAUGAGAUAAAGUGAUCUAGUAUAUUCACAGAGACAUUAAGCCAGAGAAUUUCAUGAUAGGAAUUCCACCAAAUGAAAAUCUUAUUUAUCUCAUUGAUUUUGGACUCAAUGCUCCUAUUUAUGAUUCCCAAAAGAGACUCUUGCCAAAAUUAAAAGGUUAACCAUUAGUAGGAACUGCUCGUUUUACACCUAUCUGUUCUCAUUAAGGAUAUAGCUAAAGUAGAGCAAGUGACUUAGAGUCUUUAGGUUACUUAGCAAUAUUCUUUCUUAAAGGUUCCUUACCUUGGAUGAAAGUUGAAGCAUAAACUAAAGAAGAACGUUUUUAUUUAAUAGGAUAAAAGAAGAUGAGAGAAACUACCUCGUGAAUUUGAAGGAUAUUUUAAUUAUAUAUUUAAUGUUUCAUAUGAUACAGAACCUUCAUAUAGUUAUUUGAAAAAGUUAAUCAAAGGAUUAAUGCAUAAAAUGUAAUAUAAUGAUGCUGUUUUUGAUUGGCAAGAGAUUAUUAAAAAAGAAGAAGAAAGCAAAAAAUACUCUAAUAAAAAAAUUAAAUUAAAUGCUUAAACUUAAUAAUUCAAACCCAUCGAAUCAGAAGAUGAAUAGGAUAGUCCCAAAGUUGCUAUGAUGCAAUCUAAAGAUUCCAAAAAAAGUUCUUCGAAUUUUGUUAAAAGAAGUAUUACUGAUCAUCUGAAUUUCUCAAAAUAAUAGAGUAUGAAUUAGUGUAGCAAUAUUGAACUUUUGAUCUCCCAAAAUGAAUUAGUCAAUCUUAGAUUAAAGUAGAAAUUAUUAUUAAAUAAUACUCAAAAUAACAUUCAAGAAGAACCUGAAAAUUAUGGUUUUGGUGUUAUGAAUGAAUAUUAUCCAUAUCCUACCAUGCAAUAAUAAAUGGAUCAGUUGAUUACAAUUAUUACUAAGUUUAUAAUUAAUUAAUGA